Messenger RNA from Lycium ferocissimum, 1572 nucleotides. Its product is annotated as F-box/FBD/LRR-repeat protein At1g13570-like. The record is from RefSeq and is a predicted model, not a curated record. Lineage: Eukaryota; Viridiplantae; Streptophyta; Magnoliopsida; Solanales; Solanaceae. Bases 27 to 995 code for a protein of 322 amino acids. Gene Ontology annotation, molecular function: protein binding. The transcript has a single exon.
UUUUAAUUGGCGAUUCUUGUUUCACAAUGCUUCCUAAUGGCAAAAAACAUGUUUGUCAAAGUGUACCUCUGGAUGUACUUAGUAGCUUUCCAGAGAAUGUAAUCGAUGAUAUUCUUAUAUGUUUGCCUUUACGAGAUGCUGUGAGGACAAGCAUCUUAUCCACAAAAUGGAGAUAUAAAUGGUGUAGAAUUCCUCAUUUGAAACUCGAUCAAACACUUUGGGGAACAACAAAGGACUUGAUACCUCUUACAAUCAAAUUUACUGACAUUAUUUAUCAUCUUUUGACCUCUCAUGCGGGACCAAUUUCAAAGUUUAUCCUCUCCAUUCAUGAUCUUGGAGAUUGUCCUAAGAUUGACAAGUUGAUAUAUUACCUCUCUAAGAAUGGCAUUCAACAUCUUGAUCUUACAUUCUCCUAUUAUAACCAAUACAAAUUGCCUUCUUCAGUUUUCACAUGUUUGCAAUUGAUGCAUCUGUCUCUCCAAUAUUGUUCAAUACAACUUACUCCUCGAGCCUUCAAAGGAUUUGAUAGGUUAAUUAGCCUGGAAUUAUGUAGCAUCACAAUUUCAUCCAAAUUCCUUGAAAGUUUAAUAUCUAAUUGCCCCUUGCUUGAUCAGUUGGGGCUGAAUCAUAAUGUUUACUCCGAUGUCAUUGAAAUUAAUGCUCCCAUGCUGCGAGCCUUUGACUUCGCCGAAGCUGAAGGAUCUAUAUGUUUAAAAAGUGUCCCUCAUCUUGCAAAACUUUCACUUUGUCAUAAAAAUUAUCAUGUGGGGACAAGAAAUUGCUUUGAGUCUUUCUAUUAUCUUGAACAUCUCGAAUUGAUAGGCCAUAGUCUCAAGGUAAAUGUGCUUUAUCACUCCAUUCAGCAUUUUCAUAUAUGGAAUAUGUUUUGGGCUUUGAGUAAUUUUGUUUUUCUUCCUAGUUCUUGGUUGCAGCAGCACGUGAAGUACCAACAAGGCUUCCCUUUGAUCUUAACUGUCUCAAGCGUCUUUGCUUAGAUGAUAUUUAUCUAGGUGAAUUGGACGUGGUGUUGUGUGUUCUUUGCUUGAUUAGAAGCUUCAAAUAUUUACAAUAUUUGGAAAUCCAGGUUCUUAAUCAUUUGAAUCUUUCCUUUCAUAUUUUUUUUUAAAUCCUCACUAAGUUUCGAGAGUUGGGUUGUUGAUUAUCUUUCGUAGAUGCUUGAUGAAGAUGAUGAUAUUCCAGCACUACGAUGCCUUGAAUUGGAAGAUUUCGCAGAUGUGACAUUUAGUCACCUUAGGAAAGUUAAGCUAAGAUGUACUACAGGCUCAGACCCUGAGAUGCAACUUAUCAAGCUUUUGUUGGCCAAAUCUCCCAUGCUAGAGACGUUGCUAAUCUUUCCCUUGUUAGAUUAUGAUCAUGCUGGUGAAACAAUCAAAAACAAAAUCCCUGUUUUGCUAAAUUCGUUUCGGCGUGCAUCACCUGAAGUAGAAGUUGUUUAUGCUUUUUGCUGACUAAUUUGUUUUGCUAUGAAUUUGUUAUUACGACACUAAGGGAUGUUACAUUUAGUGCAUGUUCUUGACUGAUCUAUGAAAUGAGACUUGCGAAAUGAAUUAA